Molecule: messenger RNA, 2178 nt
Organism: Cololabis saira (Pacific saury)
Lineage: Eukaryota; Metazoa; Chordata; Actinopteri; Beloniformes; Belonidae
Product: sphingomyelin synthase-related protein 1-like
Exons: 6
Coding region: 162-1457 (431 amino acids)
Biological process (GO): ceramide biosynthetic process
Cellular component (GO): endoplasmic reticulum membrane; Golgi membrane
Molecular function (GO): sphingomyelin synthase activity; ceramide cholinephosphotransferase activity; protein binding
Source: RefSeq, a predicted model, not a curated record
CUCACUGUAAGCCGGGCAGGCAAACAAGCUGACAUGGCUCUUAUUUAUCCCAAGUAAAGCCACGGGUGAAGAACUUACAGGAUGUUGCCAGUAAAAUCUAGAGGCUAGUUAAAAAUAACUUAUUUCUCUUUUGGGGAACAGAACACCAGCUGUCCUGCAGCAUGGCUCAGUCAGAGGACAGCGUAAGUGCAUGGAGCUGCACUCAAGUGGCCCAGUGGCUUCAGCAAGAAGGCUUUGGGGAGUAUGUGGAGUUGUUGUGCACACAGCACCGCCUUGAUGGGCUCAGCCUGCUGGCUCUUACUGAGGCUGACCUGCGGGGUCCCCCGCUGAGCCUCACUGUGCUGGGAGACAUCAAAAGGCUGACCAUAGCCCUCCACCGGCUCCAACGACAAAACCAGGCCCAGCUGGAGGAACUCGGUCUUCGGACUGCAGACUCUCAUCCUGUUGGCUUUUCGCUGGGUGUUGCAGGAGUCAACUGGAGCUGUGAUGGAGCAGAAAAGAGGGGGUAUAACGGGAAUAAUUACUUGUGCAAUGGGACUGAGGUGCGACUGAGGAACAGAGAUAGAUGUGGAUAUGUGUCUGGAGCAACAUUAUGCCACGCACACUCCAACGGGGGAAGUCGUCAGCAGCUGGCUGGUCGAUUGGACCCGGAGGUGUGGAAGACCAUCCUCAGUUGCCUAUAUGUAUUUUCUGUUUUUGGAUUCACCUCUUUUGUCAUGGUCAUUGUACAUGAGCGCGUCCCAGAUAUGAGGACAUACCCACCACUUCCUGAUAUAUUCCUGGACAGUGUACCCAGAAUCCCUUGGGCUUUUGCAAUGGCUGAGGCUUGUGGCAUCAUCUUGUGUUACAUGUUUUUGUUGAUCCUGCUCCUUCACAAACACAGAUCAAUCCUAUUCAGAAGGCUGUGCUCUUUGAUGGGAACAGUGUUUUUGAUUCGUUGCUGCACCAUGUUUGUCACCUCGCUCUCAGUUCCUGGACAACACCUUAAGUGUGUCAGUAAGACAUAUGAUGAUUCCUGGGGAAAGAUCCAGAGAGCACUGGCAAUCUGGAGUGGUUUUGGGAUGACUCUGACGGGCGUCCAAACCUGUGGAGACUACAUGUUCAGUGGGCACACUGUUGUCUUGACGAUGCUCAACUUCUUUGUGACUGAAUACACCCCACGGAACUGGAAUCUAAUCCAUACCAUCUCCUGGGUGUUAAACCUGUUUGGGAUUUUCUUCAUCCUGGCAGCUCACGAGCACUACUCGAUCGAUGUGUUCAUCGCUUUCUACAUCACGACCCGUCUCUUCCUGUACUACCACACCUUAGCCAACACCCGUGCCUAUCAGCACAGUCGCAGGGCACGCAUUUGGUUCCCCAUGUUCUCCUUCUUUGAGUGCAAUGUGAACGGACCCGUCCCCAACCAGUAUCAUUGGCCCUUCAACAAGCCUGCCUAUAUGAAAACUGUGUUUGGAUAAAGAGCUCUUGAAGAUAAAUGGACCUCAUUUGUGCCUGGGGGGGCGGGGGGGUUAAAUUAUUGAAUGCAAGUUGUUCAUCUCAUUUGUAAAUGCAAAUAAUCAGUAUUUGUUUAUUCUCAGGUUUAACAGAAUCGUUUCACAAUUUGAGAAACGUAGUCUAUGCAACGUUAGAUGACACUUUCCUAUCAGAACGCUGAAUUUGAAGCUGCUUCCACCUCUUGAAGUUUCAUUCAUCUGUACAGAAAAUGAAUGGUGGUGAGAAGAAAAACAACACCAACAAUACAGGAAAGUUUCAUUCAUUUUAUGAUGGUUUUAUUUUAUAUUUGUUGCCAAACAGCUGCUAGUUGUAACUUCAUAUUUAACAUCUGUUAAACAGGACCUAAGAAUUCAGUUGCACUGAUUUGUUUUGUUUUUGUUUUGCUUUUAAAUAAGCAUUUAUGUAAUUCUGAGCUCUCAUCUGGUGGAUGUUUACAGUUGAAUAUUAGCUUGGAUUAUUUGUGACUUUAUACAGCUUCAAAUGAAGUUUAUACUUGUUUUUUUGUUUUUUGGGAAGUCACAGUGGUGACAUGUUGUGAAGCUGCAGAUAGCAUCAAUUUAAUGAUUUCUACCAAAUGAGCAACUCAUUCCACUUGCACUAAAGGGAAUUUUAGAGCUACGUUCUAUUUAAUUGUGUCACUUUAGGAGGGUAAAUAUUUUUAUGCACUCAUUCAUUUUCAACCAA